This is a messenger RNA of Scomber scombrus (Atlantic mackerel), 7116 nucleotides long. RefSeq names its product calcium channel, voltage-dependent, N type, alpha 1B subunit, a (gene cacna1ba). The transcript has 50 exons. Lineage: Eukaryota; Metazoa; Chordata; Actinopteri; Scombriformes; Scombridae. Gene Ontology annotation, cellular component: neuronal cell body; membrane; voltage-gated calcium channel complex. The coding region runs from base 1 to 7116 and encodes 2371 amino acids. The record is from RefSeq and is a predicted model, not a curated record. Gene Ontology annotation, biological process: chemical synaptic transmission; calcium ion import across plasma membrane. Gene Ontology annotation, molecular function: high voltage-gated calcium channel activity.
AUGGCUCGCUUUGAAGACGAACUGUCCAACCGCUAUGGAGGCAACUGUCCCGCGGGCCCGGCCAGAGGGGCCAUCCGACAGCCGGGGCCUCCGGGGGUCCAAAGGAUGUACAAGCAGACGAUGGCCCAGAGAGCCAGGACCAUGGCCAUUUACAACCCCAUCCCAGUCAAACAGAACUUCCUCACCGUUAACCGCUCUCUCUUCAUCUUCAGUGAGGAUAAUAUCAUACGGAAAUAUGCCAAAAAGAUCACAGAAUGGCCUCCAUUUGAGUACAUGAUCCUGACCACCAUCAUAGCAAACUGCAUCGUCCUGGCUUUGGAGCAACACCUACCAGCCUCAGACAAAACCCCGAUGUCAGAGCGUUUGGACGACACAGAGCCCUACUUUAUUGGAAUAUUUUGUUUCGAGGCUGGCAUCAAGAUCAUCGCCCUGGGCUUUGCCUUUCACAAAGGCUCCUACCUGCGUACUGGAUGGAAUAUAAUGGACUUUGUGGUGGUCCUAACAGGGAUCUUGGCCACUGUGGGGGCUGAUUUUGACCUGAGAACACUAAGGGCGGUGAGAGUGCUGCGGCCGCUGAAGCUGGUCUCUGGCAUUCCCAGUCUUCAGGUGGUGUUAAAGUCCAUCAUGAAAGCCAUGGUACCUCUGCUGCAGAUCGGCCUGCUGCUCUUUUUCGCCAUCCUCAUGUUCGCCAUCAUCGGCCUCGACUUUUACAUGGGCAAGUUCCACCGCACCUGCUUCUCGACGGAAACGGGUGAACAGGUAGAAGAGUUCCCCUGUGGCAUGGAGGCUCCGGCAAGGACCUGCGGCAACGGCACCAUCUGUAAAGAAUACUGGACCGGACCUAACUAUGGCAUCACCAACUUUGACAACAUCCUGUUUGCUGUUCUCACCGUUUUCCAGUGCAUCACCAUGGAGGGAUGGGUGGAGAUCCUCUACAGCGCCAACGAUGCCUCAGGGAACACGUGGAACUGGCUGUACUUCAUCCCCCUCAUCAUCAUCGGUUCCUUCUUUAUGCUCAACCUGGUGCUAGGUGUGCUGUCAGGGGAGUUUGCCAAGGAGAGAGAGCGGGUGGAGAAGAGGCAGGAAUUCCUGAAGCUCCGCAGGCAGCAGCAGAUAGAGAGAGAGUUGACUGGUUACCUGGAGUGGAUCUGCAAAGCAGAGGAGGUGAUGCUGGCUGAGGAGGACAAGCAUGCAGAGGAGAAGUCUCUGGAUGGAGCGUGGUACAAAAGGAAACAGCACAACUCUGUGCUGAAAAGAGCCAAGAAGAGCAAGAAUGACCUCAUCAAUGCAGAAGAAGGCGAGGACCACUUCACUGACAUCUCAUCUGUUGCCCCCCAAGGGUCGCCGUUCGCCAGGGCCAACGCGAAGGGCAAGAACGACAACUCGUCUUACUUCAAGAGGAAAGAGAAGAGGAUUCGUUUCACCAUCCGCCGUCUGGUCAAGUCUCAGAGCUUCUACUGGACUGUGUUGUGUCUGGUCGGCCUCAACACGCUAUGUGUAGCUAUCGUACACUACGACCAGCCUGAGUGGCUCACCUAUGCACUGUACCUGGCUGAGUUUGUAUUCCUGGGCCUGUUUUUGGCAGAGAUGUCCAUGAAAAUGUACGGCCUUGGACCCCAGAACUACUUCCAUUCCUCAUUCAACUGUUUUGACUUUGGGGUGAUUAUUGGCAGUAUUUUUGAGGUGGUCUGGGCUGCCAUCAAACCGGGGGCCUCAUUUGGGAUCAGUGUCCUCCGGGCUCUGAGACUGCUCAGGAUCUUCAAAGUCACCAAGUACUGGAACUCUUUGAGAAACCUGGUUGUAUCUCUACUCAACUCCAUGAAGUCCAUCAUCAGCCUGCUGUUCCUCCUCUUCCUCUUCAUUGUGGUCUUCGCUCUGCUGGGCAUGCAGCUGUUUGGUGGACAGUUUAAUUUUGAAGACGAAACCCCGACAACCAACUUUGACACGUUCCCAGCAGCAAUUCUCACCGUCUUCCAGAUCCUGACUGGAGAGGACUGGAACGCAGUCAUGUAUCACGGGAUCGAAUCACAUGGCGGAGUCCACGGAGGAAUGUUCUCCUCAAUUUAUUUCAUCGUGCUCACCCUCUUUGGAAACUAUACGCUCCUCAACGUCUUCUUGGCCAUUGCUGUCGAUAACCUUGCAAAUGCCCAGGAGCUCACUAAGGAUGAAGAGGAGCAAGAGGAGGCCAUCAAUAAGAAGAUCGCCCUUCAGAAAGCCAAGGAAGUAAAGGAGGUCAGCCCCAUGUCAGCCGCUAAUAUGUCCAUCACAGCGAGUUAUGUCUGCACCCCAGUCCAUCACUACCUGAGUAAGGAGCAGCAGAAGUCCAUGAAGACGAUGUCGGUGUGGGAGCAGAGGGCCAACCAGCUGAGAAGGCAGAACCGAGCAAGCUGCGAGGCCCUCUACAGUGAGCUGGAGCCUGAGGAACGUCUCCGCCUGUCCACAGCGCUCCACAUCCGGCCAGACAUGAUGACCCACCUUGACCGUCCACUUGUUGUCGAGCCCCGGGAUGGUCCUUUGCUCGGCGGCCACCAACACCACCAUCACAAGUCCUGCAUGCCAGAUGAAGACGAGACCGCCACCGACCCUCCUCCUCCUCUGCCUCCCCAGCCCCGCCGCCGCCACCACCACAGAGACAGGGACCGAACCAGAACCAGGGAGGAGACAAAUAACAACGGUGAGACCAGUAAGGAGGGCAGGCACCAUGUCCAUCACAGCCGCUCCAAAGAUCACAAUGGCAGCCGGGGCAAAGAGGAGAAGAGCGAGAGGUCCCGGAGCCAGGAGGGAGGCAGGAGGAAUCACCAUCAGAGCUCGGUGGAUGACAGUGGAGGUGGAGGAGUCACGAACGAAAGAGAACAUCGGCAUCAUCAUUCACACCGGCAGUCUCAAGAGGGCAAUGGGACAGUGAACAGUGGAGGGAGGGGAGAGCGAAGAUCCCACCACAAAGAUGGACGUUCGUCUAACAGGGAUGGGGAUAGGAAUUCCAGAGGAGAUGGUGGGGCCAAUGGAGAGAGGAGGAGACAUCGGACCCAUGGAUCCAGGGGCCAAUGCACAGCUGAAGGAGAGGAGUCCAAUGACAGAGAGAAAACUCAAUGUCACAGGUUUGGUGACUCAGAGGGGGAGUCUCUAGCCAUCUCCCCCCAGGAGGGCUCUGUGGAGCCCAACUGGCCUCUUGACCAACCUGAGGACUCAGACAACCAGAGGAACGUCAGACGAACUGGCCAAACCUCUAUCCAAAUUCCUCCUGUGACCAUCACAUCCCCACCUGGAGAGACCACACUUAUACAAUUGAACAGUAUUGACUGUGAGACAAUGCCUAUGAAUGAGAAGACCUUGGAGGAUCUCAGUCAGAGUGGACCCAAACCCAUCCUGCCUUACAGUUCCAUGUUCAUCUUUGGACAGGCCAAUCCGGUGAGGCGGUUAUGUCACUAUAUUGUGACUCUGCGUUAUUUUGAGAUGUCCAUCCUGGUUGUCAUUGCCAUGAGCAGUAUCGCUUUGGCAGCAGAGGAUCCUGUCUGGACCAAUGCUCCCCGCAACAAUGUGCUUAAAUAUCUGGACUACGCCUUCACUGGGGUUUUCACUUUCGAAAUGGUGAUUAAGAUGGUGGACCUGGGCCUGCUGCUUCAUCCUGGAGCUUACUUCAGAGACCUGUGGAACAUUUUAGACUUCAUUGUGGUCAGUGGGGCGCUGGUGGCUUUUGCAUUUUCGAGCUUCAUGGGUAGAUCGCAACAAGGUGUGACCAGGGGGACCAAAGGCAAAGACAUCAGCACGAUCAAGUCUCUGAGGGUUCUCCGAGUGCUCCGGCCUCUCAAGACUAUCAAACGCCUGCCAAAACUCAAGGCUGUUUUUGACUGUGUGGUCAACUCCUUGAAGAACGUGCUGAACAUCCUCAUCGUUUACAUCCUCUUCAUGUUCAUCUUUGCCGUUAUCGCCGUUCAGCUCUUCAAGGGGAAAUUCUUCUUCUGCACAGAUGAGUCCAAGGGCUUGGAGAAGGACUGCAAAGGGCAGUUUCUAGACUAUGAAAAAGACGAUGUGGCUGCUAUGCCCAGAGAGUGGAGGAAAUAUGAGUUCCAUUAUGACAAUGUGCUGUGGGCCUUCCUGACCCUCUUCACUGUGUCCACCGGGGAGGGCUGGCCAACAGUCUUAAAGCACUCUGUUGAUGCUACCUUUGAAGACAAGGGUCCCAGUCCAGGCUACCGGAUAGAGAUGUCCAUCUUCUACGUGGUCUACUUCGUGGUCUUCCCUUUUUUCUUUGUCAACAUCUUCGUCGCUCUGAUCAUCAUCACCUUCCAGGAACAGGGCGACAAGGCCUUGUCUGAAUGCAGCUUGGAAAAGAAUGAGAGGGCCUGUAUUGAUUUUGCCAUCAAUGCCAAGCCUCUGACACGCUACAUGCCAGAGAACACCCAGUCCUUCCAGUACAGGAUGUGGAAGUUUGUGGUCUCACCUCCGUUUGAGUACUCCAUCAUGAUCAUGAUCGCCCUGAACACUGUGGUACUGAUGAUGAAGUUCCAUGGAGCUCCAGACUUCUAUGAAGCCAUGCUGAAGAACCUCAACAUUGUCUUUACCACUCUAUUUUCUCUGGAAUGUAUCCUCAAGAUCAUUGCUUUCGGCCCACUGAAUUACCUAAAGGACGCCUGGAAUGUGUUUGACUUUGUGACAGUGUUGGGUAGCAUCACUGACAUCCUGGUCACUGAAAUCAAGACUACGGACAGACUGUUGAACCUGAGCUUCCUGAGGCUGUUCAGAGCCGCUCGGCUCAUCAAGCUGCUGAGGCAGGGUUACACCAUCCGCAUCCUGCUGUGGACCUUCGUCCAGUCCUUCAAGGCCCUGCCUUAUGUUUGCCUGCUGAUUGCUAUGCUGUUUUUCAUUUACGCCAUCAUUGGGAUGCAGGUUUUUGGCAACAUUGAUCUGAAUGAGGACACAGCUAUCAAUCACCACAACAACUUCCGCACUUUCCUCCAGGCUCUCAUGCUGCUGUUCAGGAGCGCGACGGGCGAGGCAUGGCACGAGAUCAUGUUAUCAUGUCUGAGUCACCGAGCCUGUGACGAGCGAUCGGGGAAUCAUGGGAAGGAGUGCGGCAGUGAUUUUGCCUACUUCUACUUUGUCUCCUUUAUCUUCCUCUGCUCCUUCCUGAUGCUGAACCUGUUUGUAGCCGUCAUAAUGGAUAACUUUGAGUACCUUACUAGAGACUCCUCCAUCCUGGGGCCUCAUCACCUCGAUGAGUUCAUCAGGGUCUGGGCUGAGUACGACCCGGCUGCGUGUGGCCGUAUCAAGUACCUCGAUAUGUAUCAGAUGCUGCUCCACAUGUCCCCACCCUUAGGUUUGGGAAAGAAAUGCCCGCCAAGAGUCGCCUACAAGCGCCUCGUCAAAAUGAACAUGCCCAUCGCCGACGACAACACCGUCCACUUCACCUCCACCCUGAUGGCCCUGAUUCGCACCGCCCUGGAGAUCAAACUGGCCUCAGGUAUGGUGGCCCAGCGGUUAUCUGACGCUGAGUUAAAGAAGGAAUUGUCCACAGUGUGGCCCAACCUUUCUCAAAAGACCAUGGACCUGCUAGUGACGCCACAUAAACCCAAUGAACUGACAGUAGGAAAGGUUUAUGCGGCCCUGAUGAUCUUUGACUACUACAAGCAGAAUCGAGCGAAGAGGCUGCAGCUCAUGUUGCCAUCCAUCUCUCCUCCACAGUGCAAGGUCCAGGCUCUGUUUAAGCCAUUGCUGCCUCUGACUCACAUGCAGGAGAAAGAUCCGCCUAUGAUGGUAAACAGUGUGGAGCCUCCCAGCAUGCUUCAGCCCCAGCCUAAACCCCCUGCCAAGCCCCAGCCACAGACCAGACCUAGCUCCAACUCCCUCAACAAUGGAGGCACUCUGCCAGGUCAUGAGCACCCAUCGUCCUGGGUGAUGGAGAAACCCAAGGAAGGGCCCCGCGCUAAGCAGAAAAGAAACCUGUCCAGGGGCCCGUCAGAGGACACACCGGACACCGCUGUCAUUCAGGAGUCAGUGGAGAUGAAGAAGAUGGAGACCAGUGCCAGCAGUACAAUUCCAGUUCCUGGUUCAGGUCUGGAGAACCAGGGCAGGGCUGCUUCUAUGCCUCGCCUCAACGCUGAGCUGCAGUCUGUCCCUGAUGCCAGCCCAAUGAAGCGCUCAGCCUCCACUGUGGCCCCACAGCGCCCCCAGGAGGUCAACCUGAAGGACUACACCCUGGAGAAACCCAACCAGGACAAACCCCACCACCAUCAUCACCACCACCGCUGCCACCACCGCAGAGACAGAGAUAAAGACAGAGACAGAGAGAAGAGGCAGAGGUCUUUAGAUACACCUCUGGCUGGACAAGCUCCCGGCUCUGCGGGUGCACCAGGAGAGGCAGUGCCGGACCCAGUUACCUCCAGAGAGCGAGCUCACGACCGUGGACGAUCCCACGAGAGGAAACACCACCACUCGUCGGCGGACAAGCAACGCUAUUAUUCCUGCGACCGCUACUGCAGCCGGGAACACUGCCACACCAAAUCUGCCACCGCCAGCUGUGCUGCCUCCCCCAACGAGGCGCAGGAAACCAGCAACAAGCAGGGCAGUGGUUGGGUUAAAGGCAGCCCAGUGGCACUGAGCUCCAGUUCUAGCACGCCAAGCCGCGGACGUCGGCAGCUCCCCCAGACCCCCCUCACUCCACGGCCCGGGGUAGCCUACAAGACUGCCAAUUCUUCCCCCGUGCACUUUGUGUCCAGCCAGGCCUCUCUGAGUCCUGGCCGGCUGAGUCGCGGCUUGUCAGAGCACAAUGCUCUCCGGCACAGCGGCUCGCGCCACUUCCCCUGCCCCGUUACUCGUAUCAGCUCGGAGCCCUUCCUUGGCCGGGGCCACGGCGAGGCCCUGGGCAGCCCCUAUGGCAGCCUCCGGGACCAGCUGGACGUCUUCCAAGAUGCUGCGUCACUGUCGCCCAGCCCCUGUACCGGAAGCUCAUCUCGGACUGCACUGCCUCGCAUGAUGGGAGCUCUGCUUCCCGCUCCACAGCAGAACCUUGGGGUGCCGAACGGGUACCACUUCAGCUUCGGGGGCAGCACCAGCCCAGGCUCUGGCGUCAGGGCACCCAGGUAUUACCAGGAGGCAGAGGAGGAUGAAUGGUGCUAG